Molecule: messenger RNA, 3584 nt
Organism: Zootermopsis nevadensis
Lineage: Eukaryota; Metazoa; Arthropoda; Insecta; Blattodea; Termopsidae
Biological process (GO): autophagosome-lysosome fusion
Source: RefSeq, a predicted model, not a curated record
UGCUGGGAGACGGCUAGAAAAACCAGUUAUAAGUUGGAAUACGGCCUUCGUAUAUCGCGAGGAGUAGCUGUAGGUGAUUGUGGCUAGAGAAAACCAUCUGCUAGCUCAUCUCGAGUCAUUAAGUGUCUGAGUUAUCGAUUUUGAAGUGCUUGCGUCCGUGUUUUCGUCAAUAGUGUGCUGAAUGUCGACUACCAUGUCGUGGAAAUAGAAUAAAAAAACAACUUCUAUGGCUGUUUGUGGUUAGAAGGUAAAUUGUACGUACUGUGUAAAAACAGAAUGAGUGAUGUGAAGCCGCUGUGAGUGGAUGGAGUUCCACCUGUCAUCUUACGAGAAGAGUUGGCUGGGGUCUAACUCAGGGACGCACCUGGCAGUCUGCAAUUAACAUCUGCAAGAGCCUCUGAGGGCCCCGCCAUGAGGAGAGGGGCUGUGAUUGGAUCCUGGUGGGGCGUCCUAUGCUCGCUCGUCGUGGCCGUCCAUGGUGGUUGCCAGUUCCCGAAACAAUGGUCAGGACACUGGUUCCAGUCUGGAGUGCCUCAUCUGCUCACUGUCAAUUCAACCUCCAUAGAAACCAAAGGAGAGUGUGUGGAGGGUCAGGGAGACAAGUUUAUAGUAGAGGACAGAGUGGACAGCUGUUACCGAUGCGUUGUUAUACACGAGAAGCACCCAAAUGUGUUACAGUACAAGGAGACAUACUGUGAUUCGAGAGAGAGUCUGGACCAUAUGUGUGGGCAGAUAACAGGCGACGCCAAUUUGUUCUCCAUGUUUCGGGCUGAACCAGCUGGUUUACCUGUCCCCUGCCCUUUUAAAGGUGCACCCUUCACCUUUACAUAUAACCGAGGAUCGGGGGAGUGCGGGAGCCCAGUGUCAAGGGUGGACUCUUGUACAGAUGAGUCUAAACUUCUGUUGAGGUAUCAGGCCUGCCCCGAUGUACAAGGCACAGAAAGUGCAGUGGAGGAGCUUGAAUGUCUAGCCACAUGGAAAGAUGGUUCUACACGCUACCUGGUGGGAAAACUGUACCAUAAGAUGGCUACAUCAGAUGAAGACCGGUACAGGUGUUUUGUAUAUGACCAACAGCACCAACACAGCCAUCACCAGGUUUACCAAGUGGCACAGUCUGGCGAUGCAACAUGCAAUGGGCUUCCCUCUGCUCUGGAGGGUUCUCGCACAAUGAAACUUACAACAAUUGAAAAUCAGCACAGCCGGUGUCGCUACCCUACAUUUAUCACUGACCAUCACCACUGGCAUACACUGGACCAUUCACAGUCUUUUGUGAUCCUUCAUAAGAAUACUACGCUGCGCAUCACCAGAGAGGAGGGAGGGCAGGAGAUGCGGGUAGUGUGUCACAAUGAAUACCACACGUCACACCAUCAAGUCACCGUAGUUGCCCAUGCCACGAGUGGGUGCAACAGUGGCUAUGUCUGCAUGGCAUUCUACAGGCGUGAGGGUCAUGUCAUUGAACUGCAGCAGAGCACUCUGUUUGUCCAAGUGCCAGAAGAGGCAUGCAGUCCUGCCAACUUUAAUCCAGCUACUCUACCAUACAUAACACUUAUAACUACAUCACUCCAUAAAAAGAGAUGUCCAUACUUGGGGCGCUACACCGUCAGUGGGCUGAGUGUCGAUGGACGGCAGGUGUCAGCUGCCCGUCGGAAGAGGAAAUGCAGUGAUGAACAAGGAGUGGUAGACAAUGCAGAUGUGGACAGCAAGGCAGAGUGUGGCAGUUAUGACUUUGAAUCUCUUGUUGUUGGAUGCUCAGAGAACUCGGAUACCAUGGAGUUCUACUCUUCGUGUGACACAGAAACUGUAUCUGCAUACUUUUGCCAUGGCAGCUGGGAAGACAAUGGAACCAGCUACUUGAUUGCAUCUCCUGUCAGUCGCAAGUCGGUUGGAGCCCGACGAUUCUGCUUCAUCUACACGCGCAGCGAUGGGGAAUCUAGCAUGGGGCUUUUGCAGCAAGCAGUUGGAAACAAGCGUAAUGGGGUGGGACCAGUGUCUGCUAUGCUGAGGCUGUCCAGUGUCACAGAAUCCUGCCAUCGAAAUAUCAACCCGGGGGUUACAGGUGCCUGGGCAUUCAAUCUCACAAUCAUUGGUCAGUGUGCGGAGGCAUCGACAAGUGCUGUGUCAAUGACGGCAAUUGCAUUUCCCUCCCUGUUCUUCGUCAUGACUCUUGCCGUAGUAGUAUCGAACAUGAGAUGAUGACGACGGCGAUAUCACAUGGGCAACAAGAACGCUCUGGGCCGCAGUCAAGACAUGUUCCGAAGUUCACCAAGCACCUGGUGGCUUAAUAGUGAAGGAUAUUUCUAAUUGGCUAGCCUAUGGCAGUGUUAAUUCUAAUGAAAACAGUGUGGUUACUGUGUAAAAAUUCUAAUUUGAGUUUGAGUAACUCUGCUACUAAGGCUUUCUGAUUAAGAUGGCUCAAUAGUAAGAUGUAUGUAACUCUAACAAAGGUGUAGGAUGGCUCAGUGAAAAAAUGUAGGCAUCUAAUGAGGGAAUGUUAAAUUGAUACAAUAUGACAUUUCUGGUUGGUGAGCGUUUGGAACAAAGAGGUGUGAAGAUUGAGUAAUUUCAAUCAGAAUAUUGAAUGGCUCAUUUGAAAGGGAGCAUAGGUGCCUAAGUGGUUUUGUCCAAGCUGUACAGUACAAUUUCUUACUGUAAUCACGAUUCCAGACAACGAGUGGACCUAGCCCCCGCUGUGGACAAUGGCGUUGACGAAGACUGCGUAACGGCUUGUCGAUUCCAAAGUCAUUGAUCAGUGGAAGUAUUUUCUGAACAUAUUAGACAUUGCAAUGUCUGUUGUUAGCAUUAGUUACAUUUAACAAGAUGUGUUGGAUCACACUGUUGGUAAUUUGGAUGCACACGUACUGUCAUUUGGUGAUUGUGUAUAGCAUGGAGGCAGCUUCCAGUUUACAGCCUUUUUGUUUGUUUGAGAUGGGAUUGGUGCAUCAUUUGGCCUUCGAAUUAUAUUGGGCAACAGAUGCAAUGUGCCCAUGGUCUUGAAGGGUACUGGAAUGAUGGGACAUGAGGCUGUGUGGAACAAGAUGUUGCAGAUGUAGCCUACAAACAGGUGAGGACAAAGGAAGUGUACUCAUCAUUGUGUUCCUUUAUUCUGUUAAGCACUUUUCCCACUGGCUAUUAGGUUCCAGUUACAUGUUAAUUUCACAGUAAGACAUUUUUUUGUAUAUUGUCAUUUUGAUGCAGAAGAGGUUUGUAGAUGUUCAUAUUCCCUCCAAGGCAUGCCAUGCUAAUGCUGGCAUAUUCGAACAUCUAAAAUUUGUGUGUACACAAUUUAUGAAUGGAAUAGUUGAAAAGGGAUGGGCCACAUGCGAGGGGAAGGUACAUUAUUAAUUAGUAUGGCACUGGAUAUUUUGUUUGCAUUCAGCUGUGUCGGUGAGAAUACUGGCACAAGGAAUAGAAAUAAACUAGGAACUUGGUUUUGUAUUAUCGUUGGAAAUUACAAUAGAAUUGGCAGCAUCAUUCUGCAAGUUUACACUUCUUCUGUGCAUAGUGUUGUAACCUUGUUUUCUGAUGAAAAAUAGUAUGCAGUUGUGUAACCAGAUUUGCAAAUUAAUAUACAACAUCCUUGAGUU